CCCCACCAUCAAACCCAACUUCAACUUGGAGACUUGGUGUGUAAGAGAACGAGAUUGGUAUCAUGGCCGGAACGAGUCUAAUUAAACAAACGGUAGAUGCAAAGCGUUCAUGAGAACGGCCUUGCGGAUGAAAAUUUGACCUCCGUUCCACCCGCAUUUGUGAUCACAUACAACUUUGCUUCGGGCACAAGGCCCCAAGGGAACCAGUACAGUUCAAACCCGGUUGGUUUCAUUAGCGCAGAAAUCAGGUAUCUACGCUUCUCCUUUCACUUGACCUUCUAUUUCAUAUAGGGUGCAUGCCUGUGCCAUUCUAACGAACGAACCAGAGCUGGACUGUAAACGGACCUCUAGAUAUGGACACUGCCAGGGAGCCA
Parathielavia appendiculata is the source of this 374-nucleotide messenger RNA. RefSeq lists its product as uncharacterized. NCBI's taxonomy places the organism in Eukaryota, Fungi, Ascomycota, Sordariomycetes, Sordariales, Chaetomiaceae. The coding region runs from base 97 to 291 and encodes 64 amino acids. The record is from RefSeq and is a predicted model, not a curated record. The transcript has a single exon.